Molecule: messenger RNA, 985 nt
Organism: Aphanomyces invadans
Lineage: Eukaryota; Oomycota; Saprolegniomycetes; Saprolegniales; Verrucalvaceae
Exons: 3
Coding region: 22-762 (246 amino acids)
Biological process (GO): protein deubiquitination
Molecular function (GO): deubiquitinase activity
Source: RefSeq, a predicted model, not a curated record
CUCGUGAAGAGUGGGCUUGGCAUGAGGCGACAAGGUCUGUCGAUGAAGGGGAAGACGACGGUGACGGUGAACGUGUACGAUAUCGUGGAGAGUAACUCUUUCACAUACGCGUGGGGUCUUGGGGCCUUUCAUUCGGGUGUCGAAGUUGGCGGCGUCGAGUACUCUUUCGCAGGUGGCGCAGGCGUUUUCACCUUGGCACCCAAGUCGGCGCAAGGCGCGGUUUUCCGUGAAUCUAUCCAAAUAGGAGUGUUUGAAGGCACAUAUCAAGACGCCAAACGAAUCUUGGACGACAUGCGAAGCGAAUUCAAUGGAAGUCAUUACAACCUCCUCACCAAGAACUGUAAUACGUUCGCAAAUGAAGCAUGCUUGCGGCUUGUGGGCCAACCGAUACCUGCCUACAUCAAUCGCAUCGCUUACCUUGGAUCAUGCUUCAGCUGCUUGAUCCCAAAGCAGCUGACGGGUGAAGCACCAGUACAAGGAAGCGACGCAAUGUUCGGUGGAUUCUCUCACGCGAGCUCAUACGGCACAACGAGUGUUCCAGUGUUUGCAGGUGCGCCCGCGAUCAAUUCGUCGGCUCCGUCACGAUGCGUUCUUGGAGCAGGGCAAGGCUUGGCCCUAAACUCCAAUUCGUCUCCAUCUGCCAGUCUACUAGCGUCCACCGACGAGAACAAUGAAGCGAUUCGGCGUGAGAAGCGCGUAGCUGCGGCUCUCAAACGCCUCGAAAAACGACACUCGGGGAGCGAAGUGCUUACUUCAGACUAACCACCAGCGAGUGGCUGGAGGUGAAUUACCGGAAAAGUCCUUCGAAUGCCUGUGCAUCGCACUAAUCCAUCGCUUAUUUCCGUCGGCGCGUUGCUUCCUCCAUUGUGUAAUGGAACUCCGAGUCGUGGAGCACAGCCAACUCUGGUGGUGUUGACUUGUCUCCAAUUUCCAAAUAUUUCGAGGAUCUCUCUUAAUAAUGCCAAGAUUAAACAUUCAUUCCUCA